Cryphonectria parasitica EP155 is the source of this 1342-nucleotide messenger RNA. Its product is annotated as UROD/MetE-like protein. Gene Ontology annotation, molecular function: 5-methyltetrahydropteroyltriglutamate-homocysteine S-methyltransferase activity; zinc ion binding. The transcript has 3 exons. The coding region runs from base 194 to 1342 and encodes 382 amino acids. The record is from RefSeq and is a predicted model, not a curated record. NCBI's taxonomy places the organism in Eukaryota, Fungi, Ascomycota, Sordariomycetes, Diaporthales, Cryphonectriaceae.
AAAUAGAUCAAAAUUUAGUAUUCACACGUGAACCUCGGCCACUCUUGAUCACUCACACUCACAAACAACCCAGGGAAGAAGCAUCACUGUUGCCGUCUUGUCCCCUCAAUCACUGAUUCACUUGGCCCUCCGGUUGAGGUAACACAACACAGCCACACACACACAUACCCUUUUUUGUCUUACCUACCACACCAUGCCUCUGCCGCCAGGAGUGUACCGUGCCGACCAGGUGGGGUCGUUCCUCCGGCCCAAAGCCGUCCUCUCGGCCCGCAACGACGCCGCAGAUGGCAAGCUGAGCCCAGCCGCGCUGCGGGAGGUGGAAGACGAGCACGUCGCGCAGGUCGUCCAGAACGAGGUCGAGAACGGGAUCCGGUCCGUGACGGACGGCGAGUUCCGGCGGGCGUAUUUCCACGUGGACUUCUGCGUGCACCUCGACGGCGUCGAGCAGCAGGGCUACGUCUCCUCGACCAACAUCACCAAGGUCGGCAUGAAGUCGCCCCCGCGUCUCGUCGUCACGGGCAAGCUGGGCCACCCCAAGCCCAUCCAGGUCGACGACUUCAAGUUCCUGGACGCCCAGAUAGAAAAGCUCGGCCUCAAGGGCAAGGCCACCGCCAAGGUCUGCAUCCCGUCGCCGACCAUGGUCCACUUCCGAGGUGGGCGCGAGGCCAUCGACAAGACGGCCUAUCCCACCCUCGAGCCCUUCUUUGACGACCUCGUGCGCGUGUACCAGGAGGAGAUUGCGGAUCUGUACGCUGCUGGGUGCCGCUUUGUCCAGCUGGAUGAUACCAACCUGGCCUAUCUCUGUGAUGAGGGCAUGCGCAAGGAGGCUGCCACCCGCCACGGCGAGGACCCAGGCCAACUGGCCGAGCAAUACGCCAAGCUCAUCAACGCCGCCAUCUCCAAGCGGCCCAAGGACCUGACCAUCGGCAUCCACCUGUGCCGCGGCAACUACCGCUCCCAGUGGUUCGCCCAGGGCGGCUACGAGCCCGUCGCCGAGACCCUCUUCAAGAAGCUCGACGUCGACGUCUACUUCCUCGAGUACGACGACGCCCGCUCCGGCGACUUCAGCCCGCUGCGCCACCUGCCCGAGCACAAGGUCGUGGUCCUGGGCGUCAUGAGCAGCAAGACGCCCGCGCUGGACGACAAGGCCGAGAUCAUCCGCCGCGUCAAGGAGGCCGCUACGUACUGUCCCAAGGGCCUUGAUCAGCUGUGCCUGUCCCACCAGUGCGGCUUCAGCAGCACCAUGGAGGGCAAUGAUCUCUCCGAGGAGCAGCAGUGGGCCAAGGUCAGACUCCAGGUUGAAAUCGCCAAGGAGAUUUGGGGUGAGGACACGUCUGUGUAG